Molecule: messenger RNA, 1217 nt
Organism: Phyllotreta striolata
Lineage: Eukaryota; Metazoa; Arthropoda; Insecta; Coleoptera; Chrysomelidae
Source: the annotation of a GenBank genome assembly
ACACAAACACUGUCACUUCUCACCCAACGUCACUCAAAUCAAAAUUCCCAUUUUCACCAUCACACCAAAUUCUCACAUCCACAUUUCAAAAUUAAUUCGCAUUGCUAAUCUCACAAUACCAUCAUACCAUAACGUGUUCUUAGAAGUACCUCGCCCGAAAUGCCGUGCGGCUGCGGCAAGGCCGCUCCCGGCUUCGGCGACGAAUACAAAAAGAAAAAACCCCCCUGCAGCUGCCAGCAAAUAGCUGCCGGCAUAGCCAGCUGCUGCAAGGGCGGCCAGAGACCCGACCCCAAGGAGCCCAGCUGCUACUGCAAACCGGCGCCCCCCAAGCAAGUCGACAUAGUAAAAACUUGCAAGUGCAACGAGCAAGACGAUCUCGACCUAAUCGACGAAGGACCCGAGAAGAAGGAGGAAGAACCCCCGCCACCUCCGUCUGACGAUUCCAAAAAGAAGAAGAAAAAGAAGAAGAAGAAGAAUGGCGGCGGAAAAUGCACGAAAUUCUCCAUCAGGCUCUCGCCCGAGCAGCUAGCCGCCACCUGCUUCUGCGGCGACGACUGCGACUGCAAGGUCUGCACCUGCAGACCGGAGACGUUGUGGAACUGCACCGAUCCGGAGGAAACCGAAGAGUGCUGCGUACAGCUCGAGGGCGACAGCAAGUGCAAGAACGGCAAGGGCCAGCCCAUGAAGUACAUGCUGCGGCUGACGCCCGAGCAGCUGUCGGCCGCCUGCGACUGCGAGGAGGGCUGCGACUGCGAGAAGUGCGUGUGCUCGCUGAAGCUGAAGUGCUGCCGGGUGAUCUGCCUGCGACGCAUGACCACCGUGAAGACGUGCAAGUGCGUGUGUUUCAAGUCGCUGGACGGCGAGGGCGGCGAGGGCGGCGAAGGCGGAGAAGGCGGAGAAGACGGCGAAGGCGGCGAAGGCGAUGAAGAGGAAGACGAAGACGAGGACGGUGACUUCCUGGGCGACGCCAAGGCGUCGGCCUUGCCGAAGGUGUCGUGCAAGUGCAAGUACAUCAGGUCGGCGGUGGAGAAAAUACAGGCGAAGAGGCAGCCUUGCGGGCCGCCGCCGCCGCCCAAGUGCUGUCCCAGAUGAGCGAGGAUUUUUUAUCCAUGCUAUUUGUAUUUUGAUUUAUUUUGUAAGAACACAAUAUGUAUCAUACAAUCGAUUGCAUCGUCCACUAAACUUUGUUUUAUUUCAAUUUUGGGUUUUGCGUUAAU